AUGAAGCUCAGUCUCGCCUUUGCCUUGGCCACUGCUGCCGUUUCGACCGUCUCGUCUGCCAUCUGCAAGGGCCUCGCACCCCCGUCGUACACGGACGCCGUGAAAACCAACCCGCAGUUUGCGCCGGCCAUCAACACGAUGAAGCAGUACCCGGUCGCCAACUGGUAUGUCGACUGCGGCAGUGACUCGAUCAAUGAGCUCAUGGCCGCGUGCCCCAAUGACACGCCUGUCAUCAUCAUCUACGGUCUGCCCCAGAAGGACUGCGCGUCGAGCUCGAGCAACGGCAAGAACACCAACGCCGACCAGUACAAGGCGUGGAUCAAGUCUUUGGCCGACCGAGUCGGCGGCCGCAAGGUCAUCUACAUUUUGGAGCCGGACGCCAUUGGCCUCCUCUCGACUGGCGAUGGCGACAAGUGCGCUGAAAAGUACGGCUACCAAGCCAAUCUCGCCGCGGCCGUGAGCAUUCUCUCGGCCAACAGCAACGCGCAGAUUUACGCCGACAUCGCGGGCUGGGCCUUCCAGGGGCCUGCGAUCGAGGCCCUCAAGAAAAUCGGCAAGCUCUCGGGUGUCUCAAUCAACACGGCCAACUACAAGAGCACGACCCAGAUGGUCCAAGCCUGCCAGUCGUACUCGAGCCAGACCGGCGGUCUCCACUGCAUCAUUGACACGUCGCGCAACUUUAACGGGUCGCCGCAGAACGAGUGGUGCAACGCGCGGUCGGCCGGGAUUGGCGCGCCGCCGACGGACCAUACGGGCAACCCGCUCGUCGACUACUUUCUGUGGCUCAAGGUCCCCGGCGAGUCGGACGGGCAGUGCGUGGGCCAGUCGAGCGACUCGAGCGCCGGUCCCGACGCCGGUCUCUUCUUUCCCGACGGCUUCCAGCGUCUCUGGAACCAGGGCUACUUUGUGUCGGGAGGUGCAGCCAAGAUCGGCCAAGAUCCCGGUCCGGCCCCGGCCCCGGCACCUUCUAGCAGCCAGUGCAUGAUUCAGACUAACACCGACUACUACGGCAACGACCUCACUCGGUAUCCCGUGAGUGGCGACGCGAACGGCCAAGCGAGCGACUGUUGCGACAAGUGCUCGGCAACGAGCGGCUGUGCCGGUUUUACGGUCAACGGCGGCUUCUGCUACCUCAAGAGCAAGCUUGAAAACAAGAGCUGGAGCGGGACGGCCAUCUCGGGCAGCCGCGCGAGCGGGUCGUGCGGUGCGACCGAGGUCAACACUGACUACUAUGGCAACGACCUUACCCGGCACCCUGUGAGUGGUGACGCGAACGGCCAGGUGAGCAUUUGCUGCGACAAGUGCUCGGCAACGAGCGGCUGUGCCGGCUUCACGAUCAACGGCGGCUUCUGCUACCUCAAGAGCAAGCUCGAAAACAAGAACUGGAGCUCGACGGCUGUCUCGGGCAGCCGGUCCAGUGGAUCGUGCGGCGCGGCGCAGGCCAACACCGACUACUACGGCAACGACCUCACCCGGCACCCGGUGAGUGGUGACGCCAACUUCCAAGCCAGCUAUUGUUGCGACAAGUGCUCGGCAACGAACGGCUGCGCCGGAUACACGAUCAACGGCGGCUUUUGCUACCUCAAGAGCAAGCUUGAAAACAAGAACUGGAGCUCGACGGCCGUUUCGGGCAGCCGGGCCAGUGGAUCGUGCGGCACGACCGAGGCCAACACCGACUACUACGGCAACGACCUCACCCGGCACCCGGUGAGUGGUGAUGUCAACAACCAAGCCCGAUUUUGCUGCGAUAAGUGCUCGGCAACGGGUGGAUGUGCCGGCUUCACGAUCAACGACGGCUUUUGCUACCUCAAGAGCAAACUUGAAAACAAGAUCUGGAGUGCGACAGCCGUCUCGGGCAGCCGGUCGUCUUCGCGUUUACGCCGUGCUUAAUGCCGCUGGACGCCGCUGUAGCGGCCGAUGCCAUGACAUUGAGUCGAUAAUACCUUCAAGCUGCAUAAUCCAUCAACGUUUUGGCUAA
Saprolegnia diclina VS20 is the source of this 1978-nucleotide messenger RNA. RefSeq lists its product as hypothetical. The record is from RefSeq and is a predicted model, not a curated record. The coding region runs from base 1 to 1890 and encodes 629 amino acids. Gene Ontology annotation, biological process: proteolysis; cellulose catabolic process. NCBI's taxonomy places the organism in Eukaryota, Oomycota, Saprolegniomycetes, Saprolegniales, Saprolegniaceae. Gene Ontology annotation, cellular component: extracellular region. Gene Ontology annotation, molecular function: protein binding; hydrolase activity, hydrolyzing O-glycosyl compounds. The transcript has a single exon.